GAUUCCUUAAAUCUAACAUUUUUAGUAGGUUCGGAGUACCAAGAGCAAUCAUCAGUGACCAAGGCACCCAUUUCUGCAAUCGCACAAUCGAAGCAUUGAUGCGCAAAUACGGUGUACAUCAUCGUAUAUCUACUGCAUAUCAUCCUCAAACCAAUGGACAAGCUGAGGUUUCAAACCGUGAAAUUAAGCAAAUUUUGGAAAAGACUGUGAACCCUAACCGCAAGGAUUGGAGUCUUCGUUUAGAAGAUGCAUUGUGGGCAUACCGCACAGCUUACAAAACGCCAAUUGGGAUGUCACCAUACAGGUUAAUUUUUGGUAAAAUGUGUCAUUUACCUGUUGAACUUGAACAUCGUGCUUUUUGGGCAGUUAAACAGUUCAACAUGA
Messenger RNA from Oldenlandia corymbosa var. corymbosa, 384 nucleotides. The record is from the annotation of a GenBank genome assembly. NCBI's taxonomy places the organism in Eukaryota, Viridiplantae, Streptophyta, Magnoliopsida, Gentianales, Rubiaceae.